Molecule: messenger RNA, 1422 nt
Organism: Klebsormidium nitens
Lineage: Eukaryota; Viridiplantae; Streptophyta; Klebsormidiophyceae; Klebsormidiales; Klebsormidiaceae
Source: the annotation of a GenBank genome assembly
AUGCUCGUCGCGUCCUCCACGAGGAGCCUCAUGCCUGGGGAGACCUCCUCACCAGUCAUCCUGUGGCACGGUUCGGGUGGCCGCUUCUGGAACAACUCGACGCAGAUGCACGCCAACACGGUUGCCGAGUUCUUCAUAGAUGACACCAACGCCGACUACUACGGAGUGAACAUCGCUGGCGGGUACGACACCGGGCUGCGCAUCAGCCCCUCCUCGAGGGAGUGCUCCCCGGUGCAGUGCUCGUUCGACAUGUCGGAGUGCCCAGGGGACCUGGUUGAGUACGACGGUGGCCCGUACCUCAGCGCAUGCAAGAAGUACCUCACGGCUGCAUCUUGCUGCACAUGGCCGCACAACACCCCGCAGUCCUGCCCAGCGAGCCGCGAGGCACUGUACUUCAAGGGCCUCUGCCCCCAAGCCUUCACGUACACCUUCGACGACCACGCAUCCUUCCACACCUGCCGAGGGGCGCUCUCGUACACCGCUCGGCGUACGAAGGGCCCGCACCAUCUGCCGUAUCUGCCGAUCGACGUCCAGCGCGGGAUCUUCUCGAAAGUGCCGGAUAUCGAGCUCUUCAUCAAGGGAGAGCUGCAGCUGCAACACUAUCUGAUCAAGCACGAAAUGCUGAGAGAGCCGCAGCUGUGUCUGGCUUGGGCCGCACGACAGGGGCAUGCCACGUUAGUGCAUCUGCUCCUCGGGGCAGGAAUAGAGCCAUCUCCCCACACUCUGAAGUUGGCCGGGAUGGGCGGCCACGCUUUCAAGGAGUUCUCGGGGUCCAACGGAGCUCUCCUCGAGUACUACCUGAACCGUGGCGAGUUCUGCGAGGCGGUGCGCUUCUACGACUUUGCGCACGACGUCCCCGACCGAACGUUCGAGAACACUCUCCGCAGACGGCUCUUUCGCCGAGACGAACCAUUGAGAGACGAGGAGGUGUCCGCCCUCCUGCGAUUAUGGCCCGCGGCGAAACAUUCUUUCGUUUACUGGGGGGCGGACAGGGGUCUACCCAGGUUGCUGCAGACGGGGCUCGAUGCCGGAGGGCAUGCGGACAAUUCGGGCGGCGUAAUAUGGAAUGCCCUGGAAGAAGGCCACGCCGAUUGCGCCGAGAUCCUCGUCCAGUCCGGCGCCGAGGAGAUAACGUUCGAAUCUUACAAAGGACCACGCGCCUUUAGAAACAUGUGCAAGAAUGUGCACGUCGAGGCUCUUCGAUUAGCACUUCGGUACGUGCAACCGUCCCAAAACGAACUGGACGACGCCUUGGAAGAUGCCGCAGACGCCGGGCGCACGGGGGUGGUCGAUGUCCUGCUCCAGCACGGUGGAAAUCCUCGAGAAGCGGCGAUCUUUGCCGCCGCGAGUGGAGGGCACUUAGGAACGUAUCGCACGCUCGUGGCAGCAGCACUCCACCGAGCUCGGAACCCUACAAUGUAG